Messenger RNA from Monodelphis domestica (gray short-tailed opossum), 7926 nucleotides. It is a transcript of the gene CREBRF, whose product is annotated as CREB3 regulatory factor. Gene Ontology annotation, biological process: regulation of transcription by RNA polymerase II; response to unfolded protein. The record is from RefSeq and is a predicted model, not a curated record. Gene Ontology annotation, cellular component: nucleus. Gene Ontology annotation, molecular function: RNA polymerase II transcription regulatory region sequence-specific DNA binding; DNA-binding transcription factor activity, RNA polymerase II-specific. Lineage: Eukaryota; Metazoa; Chordata; Mammalia; Didelphimorphia; Didelphidae.
CGUGAGGGGGGAGAGUCACGCGAUUUCCGGGAACCCGUCAGGAAGGACAUAAACAAAACAAACCCGAAGCAGCAUGGAGAGGGGCCGCGGCCCCCGCACCAGAACGGGCCCCAGCCCCUAAGCUCCCCCCCAGGACGCAGCACCAGCAGUUUCAUGCAGAACUACUUAAUGAAAACAGAGGUCCAAGCGAUUGAACUGAAGGUAUUCCGGUGAAAACCUGCCACUUAUUGUAUAAAUUAUUUUUUAUCGUGAAUUUAAAGCUGGAAAGGAAUCUACAAGCAAGAAAAAAAAGUUUGGAAUUAGACUCUCAGGAUCUGGGCUUGGAAAUGCCUCAGGUAAAUUUUACUGAGUCCUAGUGUAAGCGGAAUGGACCCGCCUUUUGGGGAUGCCUUUCGAAGCCACACAUUUUCAGAACAGACUCUGAUGAGCACAGAUCUCUUAGCAAACAGUUCAGAUCCAGACUUCAUGUAUGAACUGGAUAGAGAAAUGAAUUACCAACAGAAUCCCAGAGACAACUUUCUUUCUUUGGAGGAGUGCAAAGAUGUUGAAAAUCUGGAGACUUUCACAGAUGUCUUGGAUAAUGAGGCUGCUUUAACCUCAAACUGGGAACAGUGGGAUACAUACUGUGAAGACUUAACAAAGUAUACUAAACUGACUAGCUGUGACAUCUGGGGAACAAAAGAAGUGGAUUACCUGGGUCUUGAUGAUUUUUCUAGUCCCUACCAAGAUGAAGAGGUCAUAAGUAAAACUCCAACUUUGGCUCAACUUAAUAGUGAGGAUUCUCAGCCAGUAUCUGAUUCCCUUUAUUAUCCUGACUUGCUUUUUAGUGUCAAACAGAACCCCUUGUCCUCUUCAUUACCUGGGAAAAAGAUAGCAAGCCGAGCAGCUGCCCCAGUGUGCUCAUCUAAGACUGUUCAGGCUGAGGUUCCUUUGUCAGACUGUGUCCAAAAGGCAAGCAAACCCACAUCAAGCACACAAAUCAUGGUGAAGACCAAUUUGUAUCAUAAUGAAAAGGUGAAUUUUCAUGUUGAAUGUAAAGACUAUGUUAAAAAGGCAAAGGUAAAGAUCAAUCCAGUUCAGACUCGGCCCUUGUUGAGCCAGGUUCAUGCUGAUGCAGCAAAAGAAAAUACCUGUUACUGUGGAGCUGUAGCAAAGAGACAAGAAAAAAAAGGAAUGGAUACACUUCAGAGUCAUAUAGCUCCUACUUUGCCUUUUAAAGAGACCCAGGAACUACUUCUCAGUCCUCCUCCCCAGGAGACUACAGGGUUAAUUGUGUCAGGAGAGAGCAGCAGCCUUUCUGCCAGCACAUCAGUCUCAGAUCCAUCCCAGAAGAAAGAAGAGCACAAUUAUUCUCUUUUUGUUUCUGACAACCUGGGUGAACAACAAGCCAAAUGCAACCCUGAAGAGGAUGAAGAAGAUGAAGAUGAUGUUGAUGAUGAGGACCAUGAUGAAGGGUUUGGUAGUGAACAUGAGCUAUCUGAAAAUGAGGAGGAAGAAGAGGAGGAAGAAGAUUAUGAAGAUGACAAGGAUGAUGAUAUUAGUGACACUUUCUCUGAACCAGGUUAUGAAAAUGACUCAGUCGAAGACUUAAAGGAGAUGACUUCAGUAUCUUCGAGGAAGAGAGGCAAGAGAAGGUACUUCUGGGAGUAUAGUGAACAACUAACACCAUCACAACAAGAGAGGAUGCUAAGGCCAUCUGAAUGGAACAGAGACACUUUGCCAAGUAAUAUGUAUCAAAAAAAUGGCUUGCAUCAUGGAAAAUAUGCAGUAAAGAAGUCACGGAGAACUGACGUUGAAGACCUGACUCCAAAUCCCAAAAAACUGCUUCAGAUUGGCAAUGAACUAAGGAAAUUGAAUAAGGUGAUUAGUGAUCUGACACCAGUCAGUGAACUUCCCUUAACUGCCAGACCCAGGUCAAGGAAAGAAAAGAACAAGCUAGCUUCCAGGGCUUGCAGACUAAAGAAAAAAGCUCAGUAUGAAGCUAAUAAAGUGAAAUUAUGGGGUCUUAAUACAGAAUAUGAUAACUUGCUAUUUGUAAUCAACUCUAUCAAGCAAGAGAUUGUAAACCGAGUGCAGAAUCCAAGAGAGGAUAGAGGACCUAACAUGGGACAGAAGCUUGACAUACUUAUUAAAGAUACUCUUGGUCUACCAGUUGCUGGACAAACCUCAGAAUUUGUGAACCAAGUGUUAGAGAAGACUGCAGAAGGCAACCCCACUGGGGGCCUAGUAGGACUAAGAAUACCAACAUCCAAAGUGUAAUUGGCCUCAUUUGACCACUACUCUGGUCAGAAUUAUGUCUGUGUUCAGUCAGGUUCUUCAUUGUAAAAUUUCAUUCUGUUCUGCAUGUCAGUUUAGCAUUAUGUAAACAUUUACAAUUAGGUUACAUUGUUUUAAUAACUAAGUAGUAUAAGUGAAGCAUGAUCCAAAAUACUUGAUUAUAGCAUUUUUUCAGAGCAUAAACCAUAGUUAAAAUUGCUUCUGGCAUCAGUAUGGAAACUUAUAUGUUUAUAAGUGGCUGUUUAGGACCAGGAUGCAAAAUCUAUAGAAGUCAGACUUGUUUCCGCAAGUGAAAAUGUUAGCAAAUGCCAAAUGUUCUGGCAGGUUUAUGCUCUGAAUGCAACACAAAAUUAAGAGGAAGCAUUUUUUUAAACUGUCAGUUUAGAUUGUUUUUAGAAUUAUUGCUUUGUGUUCUAAUUUUUUUCCCACACCCAUUAAUCUCACUUGUAUAUAGCACAUGUAGCAUUCAUGCUAUGUGUGCCAUAUUAGAUUUUAAUUUUCAGAGCUCAAUAUGAUAUAUAUAUAUAUAUGUCCGUGCAAGAAAAAAAAAGCAUAUUCUUUGUGCCUUGUAUUUGGGGGAAAACUGUAGCUAUAAACUGGUAAUGUUUUGUAUGAUAACCCUAAUGAGGAAAAACAAGAUGUAUAGAUGGUAAAAUUAUGGGGUUUAAAUGUUUUUGUUCCAACUCUUAAAAUUUUUUUGAAUGUAUAUAGGACUAUGUUGAAAUGUAGAUAUAUGCCACAGAGUCUGUGUAUUGUAAAAAAAAAAAAGAUGGCUCUAGAAAACUCAAUUUCGGUACUUGGCCGGAAGAAGACAAAUACUUGCACAUUAAUGCGAUUGUUUUAUUUUUUGUACCAAAGACAAAUGCAACUGAUAUGGCGAACUGCCAGUCUAAGUAAAGUUUUGCACAGCUUACAUGAUACUGUACUGAAUGUAUGAAAAAAAAAGGAAAAAAAAAGAAAAAAUCUAAAGGUCAGGGUUAGGGAUCUUACUGAACUGUGAAUUUUAUUUCUGUUUGGGUCCAAUUAUCUACAGAAGGAGCAUUCAUACAUACAAAUAUUAUUUUGCUGUUCCUCUAGUUCGCUUCCAUAGUAGAUAAGUUGGUGGCCAUUUAGGAGUUUGUAAAUCUUUUUUUCUGCACUUAUUGUAGGAAAUUUUAAUAUAUUUGCAUUUUAGUAAGCUAUUGGUAAAAUAGUUUUCGAUUUUGAGGAUUUAAAAAGUUUAUUUAGCUUGUUGUAGUAUACUUCCACCAAACAACCAAAAUACAGAUUAUUUUUAUUGUACUGUGUAUAUAUAUAUGUAAAGAAAGAAAAAGCUACAAAUAUCUAAUUCUUUAGUUGCCACUUUUCCAAUUGAUGUAUUAUUGUGCAUGUAAUAUUUCCAAGGAUCAACACAAGCUUAAAACAAAAAAAAUUUAUAGAUUUUUAUAUUUUUGUACAGGUAUUUCCAAACUAGCUUCUUCAAACUUACAUGUGACUUAUUCUUGUUAAUUCUAGUUUCUAUGAUUGAGAGAUAUUAACACUUUUAGUUUUUAGGUGCUCUUUUGCUCAUAUAAAAGUCAGCUUCAUUAGUCAGUGUUUAAACUGUGUUAAAGCUUUACCUAAGAGGUAUGAGAAAUUCCUUAUGUCAAGGCAGCAUCAUUCUCUGGGUUUGUGGACCUUCCCCCUGGGCUAUACCUAGUCUUUCCUUCCUCUUAAUAUUCACUCUCAAAUUUUGUUUCAGCUAUUAUAGGUGGUAGUGGUGGUGACAAAAAACCCACAACAAAAUGAAAAAAACCACAACCACAUUAAAUAGCUUGCUCAACCAGAAUAAAAGUACCAAAAGUUUCAAACUUAGGUUCUGGGACUGUACAUUUUAAAGUCAUAUAGGCCUUCCAUUUCCCCCUUGGAGAAUUUAUUCUUUAGUACAAUUUAUUUUUAUACAGUGUGUUUCUUUUUCUUCAUUCAAUCAGAUGGGUUUUUUUUAGAAUUUGCAUUUUUUUUUAAGCUUUAGAGUAUGAAGGUUUAAGUCUGAAACAUCCAGUAAUGUAUGAACAUAUUGUGUCUUGUUCCCAGAGUGCAUGCACAGUAUCAUGAAACUUACUUUAUAGAAACUCCAAGGGGGGAGGGGGAGAAGUCAUCCACACUCACUUGCACUAAAACUGUGAUGCACAUGUUUUUCCUAUACAUUUGAGAGAAACAUCCCUUAUGAGUUCAGGCUCAUUCUAGAGUAAAUAGAUUACAAAACAAACAAUGGUUUUUAAAAAUUUGUUAGUUCUUUUUUGGUGGGGGAAGGAAGACAAAAUACAAGUUUGUAACUUGGGAAGAUACAGAGAAUGUGUUUGGUAAAUUUAAAAGUAUUGCCAACACCACAGUUUUAUAAUCAGGUGAAGAUCACUUCCAUGAUAGAGAUUCAACUGAUAAGAUUUAGAAAAUGACCCAUUUUAGCGGUUCUAUUUUGAUCACUUUUUUUUCUGUCUACAAACCAGAAUAUGAUUUUGGUCUCACAUUUCAAAAGAAAAAAAGAAAAAAAAGAAAAAAAUUAUAAAUCCAUGUAGUGGAUUACCCUACUCUCUUAUUUCAGUGUUUUAUAUGUACAACUUAAGUUAAAUAGUUCAAAGCUUUUAAAUAGUUGAGCUUUUUAAUGUUGACACUUUAUUUUGUACCUAUUUAUAUAUGUAUGUAUAUCUUAGAAAAGCACUUUGUUAAAAAAAAAAAAGAUUGCGUUUUAUAUGAUUCCUGCCAUUUGCUGCUAAAUCUGGGCUGGUCAGAAUGCUGCAGCGAUACUUGAUCUAAAUAAAACCUGGCAGUAAAAUGUAGAGUAAAGUUAAACCACCUUGCGGUUGUUUUAACUUUACUGUAAAGAUGACAUAGGCAAGCUGUGCAGCUUUACAUUUUAACCAGGGGACUCUGUGGCAUUUAAAACCGUCUAGAAAUGGUUGUACUUUAAUGCCAGUAAUAAUCUGCUUCCUCUAUUGUCAUUAAAAUAUAUACAUUUAGUGUAUACUUAUCACACAAACAAAUCUUAUAAGGGUUAACAAAAACCCCCAACAACUGUACAUGUUCUGUUUUUGGAAAUUGUGGCAUGUAUUUUUGGAUGAAGAUCAUUAGAGAAGAGUUCUCUAAAGGUUUUCAGUGUUCAUACAUGGUAUGCAGAUCAUAAUGAAGUCCUGGAUUUUAUUUUAAGUGGAGGCAUUGUGAAUAUUCACUUCAAAUAAUCCCAUCAUUCAAAAGCAAUUUAUACACUUCAAUUCUAAUACUACUAUGAUUUAAAAUACAAAAACAAAAAACAAAAAAACAAAAACAAAAAAAAACAACCUUCUUUGUUUCAGAUACACUGGAUUCUUUAUAGAGUUUGUUUCCAUAUUACAGCAUGCUGUCCAACUGCUCUUGUUAAGACCUUGUCAAAGUUUUGAAUUGGGUGCCACACUUUUUCAAUCGAUAUGAUUGCUUGUUCUACCGUACCAUGUAUGAUUCUUGUCCUUUCCUAUAUCCUUCAUGACAGAUUAUGAUGUGGCUUUAUAUUGUGCCUUACUUGUACCUUUAGAACUAAAUGUCUUCAUCCCCUUCCACUCCCUAAGUCUUUUAACUCUUUGACCUUUUUGGAAAGAGAAUCAGAACUAUAAUAAAAAGCAUCAUGAAGGAUUUCAGAUGGGUCUGGUUUCAAAUUCCCCUCUCUCUUUGUAGUUAUUUUAUAUUUGUAUGAAAGACCAAUUUUGAAUGGUCUUUUGAGUAUGAGGGGAGAGGGUUAACAAUAAUUCCACUACGUCCUUUUUCUCUGACUUUCAUGAAUUUAUCAUACAACUUCUUUCUGAUGCUUGACUUUUUUUGCUUAUUAGCAAAUAGUCUGCAUUCAAAGAAAGGUAUGUUCAACUCAUCAGCCUGAAAUUUACUUACUUUCAUUUUUCCACAAAUUUUUUUAGGAGAAGAGUACCAGUUUCUGUUUGUUUCUAAACAGAUGACAAGUCUCUUUUAAAGAAACAGAAGUAUAGUACUUUUGAAAUACAAUGCUGUCAGUUUGGAUUUCUUUUUUAUAUAUAUAAUAUUCAUACAAUUAUCUGAUGUUUGCCUUCAUUAAUAAAGCUGUUAGUUUAUUCACCAAAAUGGCAAGACGGAUGUGCUUUUCUUUAUUCCAUAAAUCUUUUUAACAUGGAGAUUUUAGCUGCUUUGAGUUAACUUUCUGAAAUGAAUUCAAGUGGCCUUCAGCAGGAACUAACAAAGUAAUAUUAUGUUCCCAUUCUUGUUAAUAGUCUUCCUCAAGUUCUGUUGAAGCAUUGCCUAAUUACGUUAACACAAAUGUUAGUAUCACUUCUAGUCUUGAAACUUGAAUUUUGAGAAUUAAUUGAAUUAUGCCUUCAGUGUUAAAGGAAAUGGUUUCAGUUAUCCCCUUAAUAGAAUUUUUGUCAAAAAAAAAAUACUGUUUCAUGGGGAACUGAGGUCAUUUUCAUAACUUUGCACAGAAAUGCAGUUUGCUACUUUUGUUCUUCCCGAGGAUCAUGACAAAUAGUUUCAAACACAGUGCCACAACAAUUGUGGAUUCUUUGUAAUCUUACUAAGGGCAUUAUGAUUUUGAGAAGACUCCAUCCUUUUUUAAUCUUAAAUAUGUAAUGAUAUGUAACUAUGAAUGUCAACUACAGGAAUGUCGAUUCAUUUGAAAGGGAAAAAAAAGUGUGGGAUAAAGACGGCGAAAAUGUACUACUGAAUGUCACAGUUUUCCAAGGAGCAAAUGGUGAUUGUGUUGAAACAGUCCCACUGCUCAAACUGACUAGAAUUACAGAAAGAUUUAUGAAUUAUAAAUUGAAUUAUCAUGCCAAAUUUCCACUUUUAUUGAGAGGACAGGUAGCUCUUUAAAACUACUUCUAAUUGGUAUUGUAGGGUCAGAGAAUUGAUGACUAAUUGAGAACGUUCAAGUUGAGUAUCUUGAUGUGCCAAGUUUGGGUAAACCAAGUUUGCCUCUUCUAUAACAGUGUAAUAGUGUGAAACACACAGGAGGAAUGACUUCUGGGUUGGGUAGCAGUGUGACUGAUGACCUCAUCUGGUCCCUCCUUCUCUACCCACUGUUUUUUGAAGAACCAAAAAGCAUAGAUGUGUAUAUAUGUGUGUACUGUAUCUGCUUUUGGAAAACAUUCUUAUGGCACUGUAUUCCAUUGCCUGCUUUCUGAUUCUUCCUCCCUAGGAUGGUGGCUCCCACUAUAACAGAGUUGUCCUGUAGGUUAGGAUUUGUGGUCAACAGUGAAUUCUAAUUCUGACAGAACCUAACAGCCAAGUGGGGGGAGGGAGAAGGAAAAGAAUUCCGAGCAUUUGUUCAUACACUGUGGCCAUCUAUUUUGCAUAGUUGCUUGGAGUCCUGUUUGUAAUGUUGUCAAAUAUUCUGUAGUUCUUUUCCAACUGGAGCUAAGAAACUUUUUAUUGGAAUCAGUCUUGUCUCUCUUGUUUAGAAAGAAUUUUACCUUGUUAACGCAUGAGCUGUUUUAAAAGUUACUCUAUUUAAAUGUUGGUUAAUAGUUGUGUAGUUUUUUCUUUUAAGAAAAAAGACACAACUCAAAUUUUGACUUUGUUUACUGUCACUUUCCAGCCCCUCUGCACUUCUAGUCAGAUACAGACUCGUCAGUGUAUGCAACGUCCUUUGUAAUUUAAAAUAAAAAAAGAUGGAAAGAAAAGGUUUUGAACUGA